Messenger RNA from Adineta ricciae, 4332 nucleotides. The record is from the annotation of a GenBank genome assembly. NCBI's taxonomy places the organism in Eukaryota, Metazoa, Rotifera, Eurotatoria, Adinetida, Adinetidae.
AUGAAUGAAGAAACACCUCGAUUUCAUGUCGAACCUGAUCAGUUUUUUUCAUCUUUUACUUUUACUGAACUUUCCGAACAAAAUAUAACUGGUGAAGAUUUAUAUUUUUGGUCAUCACCAAUUGAUCUUAUUGAACGAUAUGAAUUGUAUUUAAUAUCAAAUGAUAAAACAAUGGGAAAAGAAAUUUAUUAUAACUGUACUUUACCAAGAUUUGGUCGAAAAUGUCAGUAUGAAUUUGAUCAAUAUGCUUUAGAUUAUACACUUCAAGAAUAUAUGCGACGUUUUUAUCGUUCUCAAUUGAUAAUUAGCUUUCGAGCAAAUCUCACCUGUUAUAUUCAUCUACAAUGUCAUCGUGGUCCAUAUCCAUCUUGUUUAGAUUGGACUGAAAUUUGUAAUGGAAUAAAUGAUUGUCUUGAUUAUCCAUUUGAUGAAGAAUAUUGUUCACAAGUCAACGUAAAUGAUUCACUAUAUCAACUAAGGACUUCAAUUCGAGGUUCAUUUAGUUGGCUCAAUAUUGCUCCACUUAUUGGAUAUGAGGAUACCAAAUGUAAUAAUGGUCCAUUAACAAGCUCUUGUUCACCAGGACGUAAUACCCAUUUACUGGAAGCGCGAUAUUCUAUUAAAGAUAAUUCAACAUCGGAUAAUUGUUGGUUGGCAUUGAAAUGUCUUUUUCAAAUACCAGAUUCAAUUUGUAAAUAUUUUUGUUCCUUAAACGAAUGUAUUGAAAUAAUUGAAGAUAAAUGUCCAUUGAUGUUUUAUUUUCCAACUAUUCCAAUUUUAUUUUCAAAUAUUUAUUUUGCAUAUGAAAAAACUGAUAUGAAAACAUUUCUCAAUGAUCAAUUCCCAAAUUCUUACAUCUGUUAUGAAAAUAAUUCGUUUUACGAUAAUUAUUUUCGAAAUCAAACAAUGAUUUCAUUUGAAAAUAAAAAAUGUUAUCGUUACAAUAAUUCAUCUCCUGUACCGGUAGCUGGUCCUUCAUUUUUAAAUUACAUGGAUUUAAUUUUUAACACAUUUUAUUCUUCUAAUCAACUUUUGAAUUCAAUUCCUUCGUUAUAUAGGAUCAAAACAACAGUUAGAAAAUCGCUCGAAUCUGUUGUCAUAAAGACUUCAAAUACUUUACCUCCAUGUUUGGACGAUGAUAGACCACCGACGAUGGAAUCUGGAAUACAUUUGACACACGAUGGUGAAUAUUUUUAUGAAUAUCAUUAUGUUGACGAAUCAUCUCGUUGUGAAAAGAAACUAUAUAUUACAUUUCAAUCCAUUUGUGAUGGAAUUAACAAUUUAUCACCAAAACUAAUCGAUGAACGAAAUCAAACAGAUGAAACUGAUUGUGAUUCUUGGCCAUGUAAUAAUUUAUAUACACAUUGUGAUGGAUUUUGGAAUUGUUUAAAUGGUGAAGAUGAAAUUGGAUGUCAACAAUCAUUGUCAAUCAAUUGUUCGUCUAAUGAACAUCUUUGUGUUUCAUCACGUACAAAGCAGUUUAUUUGUUUAAAUAUUAAUAAAACAAACGAUGGUCAAAUUGAUUGUCUUGGUGCGAUUGAUGAACCAUCAAUAUGUCAGCGGAAUAAUCGAUAUGUUAUAGAGAAUUUGUAUUGUACACAAAAUAAUUCCAAAACAUGUCUCGAUGGUAAUGAACUUUGCUGGGAAUGGAUAAAUUUUCAGAGUGAUGUGAAAUGCCAAGAAUUCGAUUUCCUUUCAUAUGAUGGAUUAUCGCUAAGUGAGGAAGACAUUUUAAGGCAACGUCGAUUAAUACUAUGUCAACAUUUAAUGGUCAAACGAGAAGAAUUUCGCAAAUAUUUUUCAUUAAAAGAAACAAAUGCUUUACCUAUAAAUACGUUGAUUUCAACUGAAAAAUCUUUCCAACCAUUGUCAUUUUUUCAAUUGCAAGGUUUAUGUCAUCGUGGACUUCCUUUACGUAUUUGGUUGAAUAAGAAUAAAUCUCAAAUCAUAUGUCUUUGUCCACAUAGUUAUUAUGGUUCAACUUGUCAAUAUCAAAAUCAACGAGUUAGUUUAAAUAUUAAAUUUGCUGUUUUGUUAUCAGAUAAUCAACAGAUUCCAUUUGAAAUUAUUAUUUAUCUUAUUGAAAAUAAUUAUCAAAGAAUUAUUCAUUCCUCUCAACAAUUUGUCUUUUUAUUUAUGAGAGACUGUGAAUUAGAAACGUUUAAUAAUUAUUUACUUUAUGCAAAGCGAUCAAAGAAUCACACCGAGAAUUACUCAAUUCAUAUUGAUAUUUAUGAGAAAAGUUCAUCGAUUUAUCGUGGAAGUUUCUUCUUUCCAAUCAUCAAUUCAUUUUUACCUGUUCAUCGUUUAAAUUUAGCACUUUAUAUUCCUUUAUCUCCCGAUAAAAUUCAAUAUUGUUCACAAAAACAUCAAUGUCUUCAUGGAAAAUGUAUUAAAUACUUGAAUUUCGAUCAAGAUAUCAAUUUUUGUCAAUGUGAUCCAGGAUGGUCUGGACAAUAUUGUACCAUUCAAUAUUUAAUUAAUUGUACAUGUUCACUGAAUACAGAAUGUCUCGGUAUUGAUGCUCGAAAUCGAUCAAUAUGUCUUUGUCCAUUAGAUAAAUCAGGUCCUCGAUGUCUAAUUAGAAAUCGAAUAUGUGAAAAGAAUGAUAAUUCAACAUGUCAUAAUCAUGGUCUAUGUAUUCCAUCUGAUUUAUAUAAGAAAACAACAAAUCCAUUUCAAUGUAUUUGUUCAAAAGGUUAUAGUGGACAAUAUUGUCAAAAAAAAGAUAAUGAAAUUCAUUUAUUCUUUGAAACAAAAUUUACUUCACCAACAAUAUUUAUUCAUUUCAUCGAAACUACAAAAGAUAUUCUACCAAGAACAACAACUAUUUGGAAAACAAUUUCUCUAAGAGAUAAUUCAAUUUCUUUUAAUUGGUCUCAUCCUUUCAAUGUUAUUUUGAUUGAAGAUCCUAAGAAAAAUUAUUAUUUAAUUAAUGUUCAAAAAGAUUAUAUCGAAUCACAAAACUUCGUAAAACAAGUGAAAUUUUCCGAUCGUUGUCGUCAUAUCAAUGAACUCUUUAAUCAGACUGUUCUAAAAUAUUCUCCUCUUCAACGUAUGAAACAUUAUCAUAUUCCAUGUCAAACGUCUCUGUUUGAUCUUCUAUGUUUUUACGAUAAUAUUCAUAUAUGUUUUUGUUAUGAAUAUUAUGGACAACGUUUAACCAAUUGUUUUCGAUUUAAUCAUACGAUGAACUUUGAUUGUCCAGGACGAAAUGAAUGUCAAAAUAAUGGUAAAUGUUUUCAAAUUGGUCGAGAAUGUGUGAAAACAACGAUAUGUCUUUGUGAAUCAUGUUUUUAUGGUAAACGAUGCAAAUUUACUACCAGUGGAUUUAGUUUAUCCCUCGAUAAUAUUUUAGCUUAUCAUAUUCAACCAACAGAUAAGAUAACAAAACAAUCAAAUAUAAUUAAAAUAAUUAUUUUAUUAAAUAUUGUUUUUCUCUUUGCAGGUUUGAUCAAUGGUAUUUGUUCAUUAAUAACAUUUCAAAAUGCGAAAUUACGUGAAGUUGGUUGUGGUUUAUAUUUAUUAUAUUCAUCAAUGACAACAUUGAUUAUAAUAAUAUUAUUUGGAUUAAAAUUUUGGAUAUUUAUUUUUUCACAAACAUCUUCAAUAACAAAUCGAUUAUUUUUACAUAUUCAAUGUAUUUCAUUAGAUUAUCUUCUUCGAAUAUUUCUUCAUAUGGAUCAAUGGUUAAAUGCAUGUGUUGCUUGUGAACGAGCUGUUACGAUAAUGAAGGGAACUCGUUUUAAUCAAAGGAAGAGUCGACAAACAGCAAAAUUAAUUAUGAUUUUACUUUUGAUUUUUAAUAUUUUAUUAUUUAUUCCUGAACCAUUUCAUCGACAUUUAGAUGAAGAAUUUGAUGAAGAGGAAAAUACAAGACGAAUCUGGUGUGUUGUUACUUAUUCAGUAAGUUUACAAACUUAUAUUACAAUUAUAAAUACAUUGCAAUUUUUUAUUCCAUUUAUAAUUAAUUUUAUCUCUGCGAUUAUUUUUAUAACAAAAAAAUCGGCUCAGCAAUCGCAUGUCCAAAAAAAGCGAAAUUUCAGAGAAAUUUUACGUGAAAAUUAUCGAGAACAUAAAAAUUUAUUCAUUUCACCUGUUAUAUUAGUUUUUCUUGCGGUACCACGUUUAGUUCUUACUUAUGUAUCGAAAUGUAUGCAGUCAACAAAUGAUUCAUGGUUAUUUCUUUCUGGAUAUUUCAUUUCAUUCAUUCCAGCUAUGUUAACUUUUGUUAUCUUUGUUUUACCAUCGAAAUUUUAUAAAGAAGAAUUUCAUAAAACUAUUCUUCGUUAUCGAACUGCUAUUCAACAAUAUGCACACAUUUCAAAAUAA